This is a messenger RNA of Notothenia coriiceps (black rockcod), 1051 nucleotides long. RefSeq names its product transmembrane protein 254 (gene tmem254). The coding region runs from base 73 to 444 and encodes 123 amino acids. NCBI's taxonomy places the organism in Eukaryota, Metazoa, Chordata, Actinopteri, Perciformes, Nototheniidae. The transcript is spliced from 4 exons. The record is from RefSeq and is a predicted model, not a curated record.
CACUUCUCAUCUCAGCUGUUACUACACGGUCGUAUUUGACAGCGGGACCAGCGAACACCAGCAGCAGCAGCUAUGGCGAAAAGUGAUGGAUGCGAUUACUUUAAAAGAACCAGCCUGUUCUGGCUCGUCGCCGUGACACUCGGCAUGGGAUAUUUUACUUGCAUUGUGUUUGCACCUGAAAAAAUCCCAUUCGAGCACCUUGGUCCAUUUGGCAGCUUCUGCACUCAUCUCGUGGAUAACUAUGCUAGCAUUAUGUACAAAGGAUGGUGGGCUGCCUGGGCUAUCCAUUUGUUUGAGGCCUAUAUUGCAAUGAGGAUGUGCCGUGAGAAAGGCAUCACCAACCUAACCUCUCGCUGCCUGUGGUUCAUCCAGACCUUCCUGUUUGGCUUCGCCUCCCUCGGCCUGCUGGUCAAAUACGACCCAGAGCGCCCCAAACAGCACUGAGUCCUGCAAGAUGAAGCCAGAAGAACAACACUACAUAAGCUGAAAGAAGAAAAUCAAUUUGUGCCUCCUGUUCUUCCUCCUCUGUAUUUCUCUCUGAUAUGAAAUCCUGCUGAGGGGCAAGUGGAAGACACAUCAGCCUUUCCUAUCUCUUUUUUCAUAAAAGUAUUGAAGUCAAAACAUAGCUUUAUAGAAACACUAGAAUGUUCCAUCUUAGUUCAUAUAACUUAAUGUGUUCAUAUGAUGGACACAAUUUAAUUCCAUGGAUUUUCUAUUAAUAAACCAGGGAAGUUUUUACUGGAUAAUAAUAUUAACAUUGUUUUUAUAUUAUAUAGCAUCAGAGUUCUCUUGAUGAUCCCGGGCUGAAAAUGUUAGUGCAAUACAAGGGUUAUCUCUAAUGAUAUUAUGUUGUGCUCUCACUAUUCAAUGGUACUUGGGAUAUGUUCUCAGCUGCUGUAAUCUUCCUCUUCUCCGGGAUAAAAAUAAAGAGAGUUGCUGUUUGAAUUUGCCUUUUUAAUUUACUGAAGUGCUUUGUGUUCAACUUUUUAAACUGAAGACUGGAAUUUCUUAAUGUUAACAUUGAAAAAUAAAGAGUUAAUUACAAACUGCA